GUAAAGAACACGUUAUAAUUGUGCAAGGAGUUGGACAAGGGUAACUCGGAUCAGGUGGAAUUUGUGGGGGUGGACAUGGUGGGCAUAUUAAAGAACAUCGGAAGCACUGAUCAUUUGAACUUCAGUAGUGUAUGGGAGUACACGGCAUACAUGGUGGAGGACAAGCAGGUGGUAGACAAGGAUAACAUUUACUGGUACCAAUGUAAAAAAGUCCGCCAGUGUUAAUCGGUGUCCGAAUGACAGGCAUAAUAGGCUCACAGGGUGCUGGUACUGGUUUUGGUAUAGGUGCAGUCGUAACACAAGGAUAACCGGUGCAAGGUGGACAUAUGAAAGGACAUGGUGGACAUGGUGGGAUAGGUCCUAAUGGAGGACACGUCAUACAUGGUACUGGUGAACUUGGAGCACAUGGACCACAAGGUCUCGAGGAAGCUAGACCAAUCGGCGGAACCAGAGGAAUAGUACAACAGGGAUCACAUUUUACUGGAGCACAUGGAUUACAAGGAGGUGGUGGGCAGCAUGAAGAUGGCACACAAAAAAUGGCUGGACAUGGAGGUUCAGGCGGUGGACAGCAACCGCAACUGAAAGAAAAUUAAGAACAAUGAGCAUGUACAUUAUUUAUUUUAUAUAAAAAUAAUUAAA
This is a messenger RNA of Vespa mandarinia (Asian giant hornet), 639 nucleotides long. Its product is annotated as glycine-rich protein DOT1-like. NCBI's taxonomy places the organism in Eukaryota, Metazoa, Arthropoda, Insecta, Hymenoptera, Vespidae. The record is from RefSeq and is a predicted model, not a curated record.